Molecule: messenger RNA, 405 nt
Organism: Necator americanus (New World hookworm)
Lineage: Eukaryota; Metazoa; Nematoda; Chromadorea; Rhabditida; Ancylostomatidae
Exons: 1
Coding region: 1-405 (134 amino acids)
Source: RefSeq, a predicted model, not a curated record
AUGCACACUAGGAUACAGCUUUUCACCGCCCUCUCACCAUACCCAUUGGAAAGGGUACGACAAGGCGAUACUAUAUCGCCGAAGCUGUUCACGGCUGCAUUGCAGUGGAUAAUGAAAUCACUAUCCUGGGAAGAAAGGGCACACGUGUUGAUGGAAGAUUUCUUCGAACCUUCGUUUCGCGGACGACAUCGUUCUCUUUUCGACAGUACCAAUGAAGCAGAAACGAUGCUCAACGAAUUGAACGAAGCAGGGAAGAGAAUAGGACUACGAAUAAACAGAAAGAAGACACAGUUCAUGAAGAACGCGCACUGCGAGGACGGAGGAGUACAACUUGAAGGCUCCCAAAUCGUGGAAACUCCGUCAUACGUAUACCUCGGACGUUCUAUGAACAUGAAAACGACUUGA